AUGUUUUCUUCUCUUCUAGGUUCUGGCAAGAUGGAUGCAAAGAAUUUGAAUUCUGGUCCCAUCUCUGUACUUAUUACUGAGUCACCGUUUGCCCAGAGGUUCAGGGAGUAUUUGGAGAGCGAGAGGGUUCUGGAUGUCUGCCAUCGUGUGCAAAAGCUGCUGGAUGGCACAGUGGCAUUGCCUGUGCUGGGAGAGAAACUCACUGAGCAGCACCUGCAGGAGCUGCGGGAGAGCCUGCCCCCUGAGACGACAUGCACACUGACGUGGGUUCAGAACCCCAUUCCCUCAAAGGCAGCACGAGUCCAGUCGCCUGCCCGGAAGCUGUGCAGGGAGCUGCAGCAUUUAGUGUCAGCCUCUGGGGGCACAUGGUCAGAUAAGCUGGAGGACGAUCUCCCUCGUUCUUGGCAGCGGCACGGAGACCUCAUCCUGCUGAGCGAGGACAGCUUCAGGGCUGCGUUGUGGAAGGAGCUGGGACCAGAGCUCUGGGAAACAGUUGCUUCUGCUCUGGGCGCCCGACGCGUAGCCAAACGAGGGCGAAUAUCACCGGAUGGAGUACGAUCCCCGACAGUGACCCUGUUGCUGGGGCAGGAUGGCUGGGUGGAGCAUGUGGACAAUGGAAUCAGAUACACGUUCGAUGUGACCAGGUGCAUGUUCUCUCCUGGAAACAUCACAGAGAAGCUGCGGGUGGCGUCGCUGCCAUGUGCCGGGGAAGUGCUAGUGGAUCUCUAUGCAGGGAUUGGCUAUUUCACGGUGCCGUACCUAGUUCACGCCGGUGCUGCCUUUGUCCAUGCCUGUGAGUGGAACCCCCAUGCUGUGGAGGCCCUGAGAAAGAACCUGGAGCUGAAUGGCGUGCAGGAUCGGUGUCAGAUCCACCAAGGGGAUAACAGGCAGCUGGAGUUGCGGGACGUGGCCAACAGGGUGAAUCUGGGGCUGCUCCCCAACUCGGAGGAGGGCUGGCCUAUUGCCUGCCAGCUUUUGCAGAAGGGCACAGGGGGCAUUCUCCACAUCCACCAGAACGUGGAGUCCUUCCCAGCAAAGGCUCAUUUGCAUAGUGGCCACUUGGAGGAGCAGCAGCUGCAGCAAUGUCCAGAGCAAGCCGUAUCCAACAGGCAGGAGGACAAAAUGGGCCAAAGGAACCGCAAGAGCCCAAAGGAUGCUGACAUCAUGGAUCCUGGGAGGGAGACCCAGGCAGUUGCGACCAGGGCCGAGUGGCAGAGGUGGGCAGAGACCACGGGAACGCGGAUCAGGGUUCUGCUUCAGCAGCUACAUGGGAAGCCUUGGAGGACAAACAUUCUGCACAUUGAGCCAGUGAAAUCCUACGCACCCCAUGUGAAUCACAUAGUCCUGGAUCUGGAGUGCCGCCCCCUCUCUUAGUACACAGGGAGAGUGGACUGCACCCUUGGGUUCCCCAGGAAUGUCGCCUUCUCCGCUAGCAAAUGCGCAGGGGGAGCUCAGGGCCCAAGCCUGAGAAGUGCACAAAGCCUACACAGAGAUGAGUGCUCCCCGCUGGCACCCUGUGAACUGGUUCAGUCUGACACUGGUCUUUGCCUUCAGCCCUCCUGGGACCCCUCUUCUCUCCAGACUGGCCUGUAACAGCUUGACCUGACCAUCAUGGUGCUCCCUGCAGCUGGUGCAUUCCCUGCUCUCUGUGAGCUUCAUUCUAUUUCCAUUUCCUGCAACCAGGUAAAACAUUUGUUGUAAGUUUUAUCUGCAUGGGUCGUGUCUUGCUGUUUUUCCCAGCGGGAUGGCAGAGUUCUCCAGCACUCAGCUCCAAACUCUGUUCUCACCACUAAUGCCAGCAAGAGACCUGGGCUUGUGAACUUAGCAGAAUGUCUGAGUUAAGAUUCACCAAUUGAGCCAGAGAGCAUCUUAGUCCUGCACAGAGGUUGCCGCUGGUGCCAGGCUGUGGGCAAAUUGUGUCUCUGUGACCACUAGGACCUAGGCUCAGACUCACCAGACUUACUGCCCUUGUGGUCUAAUCAGAAAAUGCUGAGCGCUUUGCUCAUGGUAUUCAUUUGUUGUGGGCAUGUGAAGAGCUCCAGGACGUAGUGUAGUCCCUGUGAGCUGACCUUGCUCCCUCCGCUGCUGUCCUGGUCUAUUCCUAUUUACCGCACUACGAUCCUGAUCUUGCAGUGAGCCCCCUUACAGGCAGAUCCCCACUGAUGUAAGUGGGGCUCAGUGUGGAGCCAGUUGCGGGAUCGGGCCCUAUGUACUUUAUCACACAACAGAUAUGAACUUUCCUGUUUCUUAGCAUCUAAAGGGGGCUUGUUCAUCCUCUUGUUCCAAGCCUGGAUCUGAAGUUGCUAUGAUGUUUGCCCACAAGUUUCAGGAAGCCCGGGCAAGCAGAUCCUCUGCUGCUACUUGGGAUUUUUGGCCUGUCUCUGUUUAAAAUAGUGAGAAAUGAAUGAAUAUAGUGCUACUGAAAGGUGCCAAACUGAGAUCCCCGGAGACCAAAGCCUCUCCCCAUAGAACAGGUGCAGAGUCAGUGCAAGAUUUCCCCACCCAGCAAUUCUGCCUCACUCCUGCCCUGGAUGGAACAUAGGAACUGCCAAACUGGGUCAUGCCAGUGGU
This is a messenger RNA of Emys orbicularis (European pond turtle), 2571 nucleotides long. It is a transcript of the gene TYW2, whose product is annotated as tRNA methyltransferase 12 homolog. Gene Ontology annotation, cellular component: cytoplasm. The coding region runs from base 1 to 1374 and encodes 457 amino acids. Gene Ontology annotation, biological process: wybutosine biosynthetic process; tRNA methylation. Gene Ontology annotation, molecular function: tRNA methyltransferase activity. Lineage: Eukaryota; Metazoa; Chordata; Testudines; Emydidae. The record is from RefSeq and is a predicted model, not a curated record. The transcript has 7 exons.